This is a messenger RNA of Alosa alosa (allis shad), 1362 nucleotides long. Its product is annotated as fish-egg lectin-like. Lineage: Eukaryota; Metazoa; Chordata; Actinopteri; Clupeiformes; Clupeidae. The transcript has 9 exons. The coding region runs from base 1 to 1362 and encodes 453 amino acids. The record is from RefSeq and is a predicted model, not a curated record.
AUGGACCAGAUGGGACCUCCCAAACAGGAGGGCCAGGAGAAGACCACAGCCGACCAAGCCACAAGUACCAUCAAUGCAAUUAGGUCAGGGCAGGAGAAAAGCCAUCCUCUGUUAAAGAGCCAGGACCAACAUCCUCCAGGGGGCACGGGGUGGGAGAUGUCAGUCGACCUGGGGAAGAAGCUCACUUUCCCACCCAUCGUCCAGACCACCUUGAGGCCUGACGUUGUCAUCUGGUCAGAGCAAGCUAAGAAAAUCAUCCUGGUGGAACUGACUGUGCCUUGGGAGGAAGGCUGUGAGGAGGCCCAUGAGAGGAAGAGCCUAAAACACCAGGACCUCAUCAUGGACUGCAAAGACAAAGGCUGGCAAGCAUGGCUGUUUCCAGUGGAGGUCGGGUGCAGAGGGUUCCCAGCACAGUCAAUAUGCUGUAGAAAAAAUGAAGAGAACACUGCACAUUGUUCUGAUGCCAUCCUACCGUUACUGAGUGACAUUCAAAACAUGAAGAUUAAACUCAGCUCUGCACUGUUGGCUCUGCUGUCCAUCAGUCUGGCGGCUAGCCAGUCAGUACACAACUGCAAGGAGGUCACUUUGAGGAAUGUGCAGCAGAUUGAUGCAGGAGCAGGUCAGGUGAUAGCUGUGGACCGCAACCGACGAGUCUUCCACCUGCACGGCUCCAACUGGAUCACCCAAAAUAGCUAUAUGCAGCAUGCUAGCGUAGGACCAGCAGGGAUUUGGGGAGUUGAUCGCCAAGGCUUCAUCAACAAGGUUGUGGCAGGAAAAUGGACAAGGACAGGAGUACGCCGGAUGCGGCAAGUGGACGCAGGAGGGGACCAGUUUGUGGCUGCGGCUGGAACACCGGUUCCUGGACUUGCAAGCGCCGUCUGUGUGAACCGUCCCUCUGCUGUGGCCUUCAAAUCUCCAGGAACUGUUUUGCCCAAAUUUCGGAUUGGGGCAAACAUGUCAUACUACAGCUGUGGCCCCAGUCGUUGCUGGGUAAUCAACAACAAAGAUGAAGUCUUUGUCACUAAUCCCGUGGAUCCAAGAACCUGUAAAGGCACUAAUGUCCUGUAUAAGGUGGGUGGGUCUUUGUCUAUGGUGGAGGUGGCUUCAGAUGGCUCUGUAUAUGGAGUGAACAGCCAAGGUCAAAUCUUACGCAGACAUGGCAUUUCCAUCCAGAGGCCUAAGGGAACCAGCUGGACCAGGAUUGACGUGUGCCUACCAGCUAGACAUGUCAGCUAUGACCUGGGCAGACUGUGGGUGGUCACCAAGACUGGGGUUGCUCUGGAGUGUCUCAUUAUGGUGGAGGUGGCUACAGAUGGCUCUGUAUAUGGAGUGAACAGCAAAGGUCAAAUCUUCCGCAGGUAA